CAAGCAUGUUCCAUCGCCAGGUAUGUCAGUGGUGGAUUGAUAAAGUGGACAACAGGUUCAAUGAGCCGAUUGAAAAGUCGAUGCCGAUUAUCUUGGCCUGUAUGGCCAUCUUACGGGGGGAUUGUGCGGAGCUGAGCAGAGCACUGCGGAACGGUUUGGAUCCAGAGCAGCCAUGUCUACGAUUUGGGGUCAUCCCGAUGAGUGUCGCAGCUCAAAGAGGGAACAGAGAGAUCGCUAAAAUUAUGGUGGAGCAUGGAUGUUCCAUGUGGUACACCCUGAUCUAUAGAAUCCCCAUGAGUGCUUUGGCCAUGGCUGCGAUAUCUCGGAACAAAGAGGCGCUGGGAAUAUGGCUUGAGCAUCAUCACCAAGAGAAACACGCUGACCCUACUAAGCCGUUUUAUGCAUGCAGGCAAGCAUUUGAGAAAUUGGCGCGCAGGGGCGAUGUAGAGCUGAUGGAAUUCUUUGUGAAGCGGUAUCCCCGGGUAUUGAAUGAUCUCCUGGGGCCGUUGCGGCUGGCUGUUUGCUUCACACAGUUUGCAGCGGUGCGAUGGCUGUUUGCUCGUCUCAGCGCUCCUCUUACACCUGACCAGGGUAGACUGUUGCUGCUCAGCGCUAUGGAAGGCCCCUGCGCCUGGCAGCGAAUAUCACAGAUGGUGCAGCUGCUUCUGGAACUUGGAGUUAGUCCAAAUGGGGAGUCUCGGCAUAGGACGCCAUUGCAAAAGGCCGUGAUAGCUGGACAAGAAGAGAUUGCCGAGAUACUGUUGCAGUAUGGAGCGGAUGUAAAUGAAUAUCAUCCGCGUAGCGCGACAGUGGGUAGACAAGCCCCGCUGAUGUUAGCUAUCCGGCAGCGGUCUGUGUCUAUGGUUCGGCUGCUCUUGAGAAACGGAGCAAAUCGGACAUAUAUCAUGAAGCGCAAAAGGUACACGAUCCAUGAAAAUAAGAGACAAGUACAGAAUAUGGAAAAUGCGCUGAUUGGGCUUGGAUGGGAGGAAGAGCAGGUAAGGAGACAUGGAGGCUGGGACUACUGGGUGCUCUCGGAAAAGCUGCCGCCAGUGACUCCGAAGCAGGAAAACAAGUCCGGCGUGUUCGGAAAGGCAUUCCAGUCCCACACGUGACCCAAGAGCAGCCAUUUCCCGUUUGGGAGAAGAAACGAAAGGGGAGGGACUCCCAUUCUGGAGGAAACCAGAGUCCUUUCCUCCCGGUGAAUUUGCCCGCAAAGGUGAUGCCAUCCCAUCCCCAU
Aspergillus vadensis CBS 113365 is the source of this 1240-nucleotide messenger RNA. Its product is annotated as ankyrin. The transcript has a single exon. Gene Ontology annotation, molecular function: protein binding. The record is from RefSeq and is a predicted model, not a curated record. Lineage: Eukaryota; Fungi; Ascomycota; Eurotiomycetes; Eurotiales; Aspergillaceae. The coding region runs from base 6 to 1115 and encodes 369 amino acids.